AUAUUGGAAAUUGAAAGACCUUAGAGCAUUUUCAAGGUUUUGCAGAACAAUUUCCUUUUAAGAUUCAUUUUCUAUGACAGGAAUUCAUUCAUUUUUAAGUUAAUUCUACUUCUACAACAACUACUGUCUUCGUAUACAAGUGUUAAUUUGUACGGUAAACAAUGGCCAAAGAUUUAUUCGCAGUCCUACGACAAAAUAACGAACUACCAAAUCUCCCAUCAUCAGAAGAAGCCGUCGUAGUAGAUGGUGGUUCUCAAAUGGAUCUUUUCUUUAGUGAAGUUGAAUGGAUUCGAAGAGAAAUUGAAAAGACUCGCAUAGAAAUAAGUCAAGUUAAAACAAAACAUGGUGAAAUUUUGUCAGCACUUCAACAAAAUCCAAAAACAAAAACACAACUAGAAGAAUUAAAUGAGAGUAUUACACGUUCAGCUAAAGAAAUUCGACUUAAGCUAAAAUCAUUGGAACAAACAAUCAGAGAACAAGAAGCUAAAGAUGCUACAUCCGCUGAUUUACGUAUUCGUAAAACUCAGUUUCUCACUUUGUCUAAAACUAUCACAACUAUUAUGCAUCAAUAUGGUCGUAUACAGAUUGAGCAUAAAGAACGUUGUAAAGCUUUGUUGAAACGUCAAUUAGAAGUUGCUCAACGGUCAGUUACAGAUAAUGAACUGGAAAAUAUGCUUGAAUCUGGAAAUCCACAGAUUUUUACUCAAGGAAUUAUAACAGAUACUCAACAAGCUCGUCAAAAUCUAGCCGAUAUUGAAGCACGUCAUGAAGAUAUUAUGAAACUAGAAAAGAGUAUUCGAGAAUUACACGAUUUAUUUAUCGAUAUGGCUUCAUUGAUUGAAACACAAGGUGAACUUGUUGAUCGAAUCGAUGUCAACGUUAAACAAACACAGGAUUACGUUGCUGAGGCUCGACAGGAAACUAAAAAGGCAGUUGUAUACAAGAAAAAAUCUCGGAAAAAAAAAUUCAUCAUCAUUGGAGUUUGUUGUGCCGUUGUGGUAAUUAUAAUCAUCAUUGUUAUAACCACAGUAGUACCUAGAAAGUAAUACUAUAAUCCAUUUCUUUCAAAGUAUACAAAUAAUAAUAAUAAUGAUAAUAUUUUAUCAAUUACAUUGAGUUCAUAUUACAUAAUCCCUUUGUAAUUGGAUAACUUUCUUUUUAAUUGCUCAAUAAAACUUAUGUGUAAUUUUCAUUUAUAUAUAUAUAUAUAUCUGUUUUAUAUUUCUGAAUUGUAUGUUCUUUGUUUUUCUACACACACACACACAUGCACACACAUUUGUGUCUUUGUUUACUUCAUUUGUUAUUCAUAUAGAUUUUGUUCUGUUUUCCUUUUUUCUUUCUAUAAUUCAUAUUCUUACUUAUAUAAUAAAACAUACCCAUCCUGUUUAAUUUAUAAUAACAAUCAGAGGAAAAUCCGGUUCUUUUCUGUGUGCCUGUGUGUGUGUGUGUAAAAUGUUGAACUGGAAAUAAUUAUACACGUAUUUCAUUUCUACCAAAUACAUUUUCUGUUUGUUUGUGGGGGGGGGUGUUUUUGUUUGUUUGUUUGUCUUAAUACUUCACUAUACAUUCCAACUUAUCAAUGAAUACGGAUUUGAAUAAGUGGUGGGUGGGUAGGUCGGUGUUAAUCCGUCUUUUUUUAUAUAAAGGCUAAAUAUCAUUCAUUGCUGAAUUAUGUAACACCCAAUUACAGUUUUCUCUCUUUUUUUUUCUAAAUAAAAAUUAUGAAUUGAAAAUAUUCCCUCUUUCCCCCCCCCUCCGUUUUUUUUAAAAAAAGUUUAAAACAUCCAUUUUUAAGAGAGAAAAACUCUUUUAAACAAUUUCAUUGAUCUAACAAAAUAAUACACUACUUAUUGACUGAUUUUGUUAUCAGUAGUACUAUUCAAUCUGUAAUAAUUAUAUCCAAAAAAAUCUUAUUGAAAUCGAUUUUUUUUGUUUUCUCUCUUCUCUCUUUUAUUCAUAUUCACUAUAUUUUAUAAAUAAAAAAGUAAAAUUGAUUUUGUUAAUUAAUUAACUAUACAAUUGGGUUUGUUAUUAUUAUUUUGUUGUUGUUGUUUUUUUUUUGUUCUCUCUCAGAUGUUAAUUUAAUCUUUCAUUUAUUUAUUUAUUUAUUAAUUUUCAAUCAUUUGUACACCAUAUAUGUGCCUAAAUUGUAUAUGUUGCAUGUAUGUAAUAUGUGGUUAAUUUGAUGCCAAAAAAAAGUGAUAAAAAUCGGUAUGAUUGAAUCUCAAUGAAAAUAUGUCAUGAUAGAAUUGUAUCAUGUAUAGUUCAAUUGAGUUUUGUUGUUGUUGAUUGGGGUUGAAUUUUGUUACUAGGUCAUGUUAUUGAUAAUUGGUGUAUUAUUUAUAAAUGAUGAGAAUAUAUAUAUAUUAAAUUGAUUCAGUGUAUUAUAUCU
Molecule: messenger RNA, 2392 nt
Organism: Schistosoma haematobium
Lineage: Eukaryota; Metazoa; Platyhelminthes; Trematoda; Strigeidida; Schistosomatidae
Product: Syntaxin-1A
Exons: 11
Coding region: 162-1046 (294 amino acids)
Biological process (GO): exocytosis; intracellular protein transport; vesicle fusion
Cellular component (GO): SNARE complex; plasma membrane; endomembrane system
Molecular function (GO): SNARE binding; SNAP receptor activity
Source: RefSeq, a predicted model, not a curated record